Homo sapiens (human) is the source of this 10795-nucleotide messenger RNA. RefSeq names its product phosphatidylinositol transfer protein membrane associated 2 (gene PITPNM2). Gene Ontology annotation, molecular function: metal ion binding; phosphatidylinositol transfer activity; receptor tyrosine kinase binding. Gene Ontology annotation, biological process: phosphatidylinositol biosynthetic process; lipid translocation; 1-phosphatidyl-1D-myo-inositol 4,5-bisphosphate metabolic process. Gene Ontology annotation, cellular component: endoplasmic reticulum membrane; plasma membrane; endoplasmic reticulum-plasma membrane contact site. The transcript is spliced from 27 exons. NCBI's taxonomy places the organism in Eukaryota, Metazoa, Chordata, Mammalia, Primates, Hominidae. The coding region runs from base 3941 to 8248 and encodes 1435 amino acids. The record is from RefSeq and is a predicted model, not a curated record.
CUGGGAGCUGCAGGACUGGUGCUUGCAGGGUUCAGGCCAGUGGCUCCUAUACCAUACCCAGCCUCGUCGACUCUGUGUUAUGGGCUUUUCUGGUGCUUAAGAUUCCUGCUCCAGGAGACGGCUGCUCUUCCCUCUCCAGGAGACGGCUGCUCUUCUUUCUCCAGGGAAGCCUCCAAACCAGAGGCAUCCCUGGCGUAUCCCAGCUGCUUCUCAGGCUGGGGGGAUCUUAGCUAUUUGUGUUUGAGUUGCUGGUGCCAGGCCCAGUGGCAUGGUAGUGAUCCAGCGUCUGUGGAUUGUUCUUGCAGAGGCAGUGGCUGGAGGUGCAGAGGGGAGGGGCCUUUCCCGCUUACCCACCUUUUGUCUAAGACACCGCAGUGCAUGGCAUACUUCUGCCCAUUGUGCUUCACAGGACUCUCACAAAUGUUGCUGUGCCCAUUUUACAGGUGAGGAAACUGAGGCUCAGAGAAGUCAUGGUAUGGCCCUCAGUGCUUUCAUUUUUUGUGUCUCACAGAUGGGGACCCUAAGACUCAGAGAUGUCAUGACUUAGGCCUCACCACACAGGGAGUUAACUGCUGGCUGGACUCUAGACCUGAUCCCUCAUGUUCAUGCUUGUGUUUGGUCAUGUUCUGUUACACAGCCUGUGCUGUUGUUUUAAAAAAUCCAUCAGUAUUUCCUGAUCUAGUUGAGUCUAAGCAGUACAAAGUACCUUUCAAUUUGGGUUUGUAUGGGGUUUUUUUUUUUCCCUUUUCUUUUUUCCAAGAGGAAAACAGAAUUCCUCUUCUGUUUGUUCUGUAGCUUUUCCUUUUCAAAGAGGCCAAAGGGAUGCAUGGACUUAGAGCAGAUUCACCAAGACAGGAUUACAUGCUCUGGGAUCACAUCUGUCUAUGUGACUUUGAGGCCAAAUUUGGACCUACUUGUGAAGUUGUCCAGCCAUGCACCUGUAGGCUGGAGGUUAGAGAGCAGGAGUGGGGUCUAGCUAGGCCUCUGGGGUGUGGUCCUGGGGGGUUUAGGAGUCUUACUUGAGAGUCAGUGCCUUUUUCUCCCUUUAAGGGAGAACAACGUUCAGACUGGCUGGGUGACAGCUGGUCAAGCAGAUCCCUGUUUAUGGCCUCCUUUCUGUUAGGGGGUGGGGCAGGGGAUUUUUUUAAAAAGAGCACAGUUCCUAGCGGCUUGUCCUGGAGGAGGGGCCUCGCUCACCUCCAGCCAGAGCCAGCUUAGUCUCCAUCUUUCCCUGAGCCUGCUCAUUUUUGCUCUUUUCCUUGUUCUCUGACUCAUUAAAGAAGGAGCAGGGGCCCAGAGCUGACCUCAUGAAUAGGGCAACAGGAAGCCAGGUUGGGGAGGAGGAGGCUGGAACUGGUGGCUGUGUCCUCUGGGGGUGCCCACUUUCCUUGCUGUCUCUGGGCUGUUCUGGGCUGAAGGAGCAGAAGGGCCUGUGGCCACUGGGCUAAGAGGAUUAAGAGGUGAUGCAGGUGGUCCCAGUGUGGGAACCUCUGACUCAGGUCCCCUUAGCAGGAGUUAUAGGGCCUGCGUUCCCCGGGGGCCUAAGGGGGCAUGUUCAGAGCAGCUGAACCUGGUUCUUGAUCUAGAUAGAGACACAUCCCUUGAACUUCUCAGACCAUCUAGAGUCAGACCUGCGUUGCUGUCCUCUUGAUUUAGCUCCCAGGACCUGGGUGUCCCAGCCAGCCUGUGGGGUGCCAGGGGACACUGAGUUAUCCCUUUUUAGGUUUCCUCAGGUUGCCUAACUUGGUUCUAAAUUUGAAAGAGGGAUUUAAUUAAAUCUCUGGAUGAAAGAAAACUUGGGGGAGGUGGUCUGUGGGGAAGGGGUGAUAAUAAGUCAUACCUGGAAAAGUAGAAGUGGACUACUUGGCCUCUGGGAUGGACAGGGAUUCCCCAGAAAGCAAACAAUGAGGUCUCAGGGCUGGGCCUCCCUUCUCUCCAGGUGGUGGAUUGCCAGUUUAUUCCUACUCUCACUAUAGUCUUGCCUAGGUGCUUAGAAUAACCCAGAAAGAUUCUAAGCUUCUGGCCAUGUUAAGGCCUCAGAUGCAGAGAGAAAAUGCAGUAGAUUCCAGCAGAUGUGGUGUGUGGGAGAGGACAGGAAGGGUCUCUGGAAGCCCAGUGGAAAAAGAGAGGCACCAGGUGAGGCUUUGGACAGAGCAGGAAAGAAGGCAGAGAUGUGCAGUUGUCUGUUGUUUUUUUUUUUUUUUGAGAGGUAAUCUCUCAUUGUCGCCCAGGCUGGAGUGCAGUGGCACGAUCUCGCCUCAUUGCAAGCUCCGCCUCCCGGGUUCAUGCCAUUCUUCUGCCUCAGCCUCCUGAGUAGCUGGGACUACAGGCGCCCGCCACCACACCCAGCUAAUUUUUUUGUGUUUUUAGUAGAGACAGGGUUUCACUGUGUUAGCCAGGAUGGUCUCCAUCUCCUGACCUUGUGAUCCGCCUGCCUCGGCCUCCCAAAGUGCUGGGAUUACAGGUGUGAGCCACCGUGCCUGGCCAACGAUUGUCUGUUUUUAAAAACUGAGGUGAAUUUACACAUGAUAUGAAAUUAACCAUUUUAAUUAUUUAUUUAUUUAUUUUUGAGACAGGAUCUCACUCUCUCCCAGGUUGGGGUGCAGUAGCACAAUCGUAGCUCACUGCAACCUCAACCUCCUGGGCUCAAGGGAUCCUCCUGCCUCAGCCUCCCAAGUAGCUGGGACUACAGGCGUGCAUCACAGUGCCUGGCUAAUUGCCUAAUUUUUUGUAGAGACAGGGUCUUGCUAUGUUGCCCAGGCUGGUCUUGAACUCCUGGCUUCAAGUGAUCCUCCUGCCUGGGCCUCUCAAAGUGCUGGGAUUACAGGUGUGAAUCACUGUGCCCAGCCUGUAAAAUUAAAAUUUAAUUUUAUAAAAUUGAAAGGAUUUUUAAAGUAUAUAAUUCAGUGUUAUAUAGUAUAUUCACAGCAGUGUGCACUCACUGGCUCUAUCGAAUUCCAGAACACUUUCAUCACUCCAGAAGGAGACCCUACACCCAUUGGCAGUCACUCCCCAUUCUUCCCUCUCCCAGCCCCCUGGCAACAACUCAUCUACUUUCUGUUUCUAUUGAUUUACCUGUUCUGAACAUUUCAUAUUUAUAUUAAAUGGAAUCAUAUAAUGUAUGGCCUUUUGUGUCUGGUUUCUUUCACAUAACAUAGUGUUUUCAAGGUUCAACCAUGUUGUAUCAUGGAUCAGUACUUCAUUCCUUUUUUUGUGGUAAAAUAUACAUAAUAUAACAUUUACCAUUUUAAACAUUUUUAUUUUUGAAACAGGGUCUCUCUCUGUUGCUUGUGCAGUGACACCAACACAGCUUACUGCAGCCUCGAACUCCUGGGCUCAAGUGAUCCUCUUGCCUCAGCCUCCCGAGUAGCUGGGACUACAGGCACGCACCACCAUGUCUGGAUAAUUUUUGUAUUUUUUUGCAGAGAUGGGGUUUUGCCAUGUUGCCCAGGCUGGUCUUGAACUCCUGAGCUCAAGCGAUCCACCCACCUCAGCCUCCCAAAGUGUUGGGAUUACAGGCGUGAACCAUUGCACCGGCCGUCUUUUCUUUUUAAGACUGACUAAUGGUUCAUUGUAGGCAUACACCACAUUUUCUUUCUUCAUUCAUCCAUUGAUAGACGUUUAGAUGUUUCUGGGCUAGUGAAAUUUUGACUUUGGUUUGCCUCUGGAUGAGGAACAACAAAAGACAACUGAACUAGGAGGGUUUAGGGACCCAGAGACAUCAGUUGUCCCAUUUCCAAGGAUGCUGGCACGUGUGUCCUGGUCCUCAACAACCUUCUGUGAGCCUAGGGACCCAUUUCUCCUCCUUUGACAGGGACAUCAGUGGAGCCUUCUCAGACCCACAGGGGUCCUUGGUGAAUUUUGUCAUGGUUAUUUAAGGAACCUUGCCUAGAAGUCCCAACUUGCAGUUCCCCAUCGACGGGAAGGCUUGGACUCCAAGAUGAUUAUAAAGGAAUAUCGGAUUCCUCUGCCAAUGACCGUGGAGGAGUACCGCAUCGCCCAGCUGUACAUGAUACAGAAGAAGAGCCGUAACGAGACAUAUGGCGAAGGCAGCGGCGUGGAGAUCCUGGAGAACCGGCCGUACACAGAUGGCCCAGGCGGCUCUGGGCAGUACACACACAAGGUGUAUCAUGUGGGCAUGCACAUUCCCAGCUGGUUCCGCUCCAUCCUGCCCAAGGCAGCCCUGCGGGUGGUGGAGGAGUCUUGGAAUGCCUACCCCUACACCCGAACCAGGUUCACCUGUCCUUUCGUGGAGAAAUUCUCCAUCGACAUUGAAACCUUUUAUAAAACUGAUGCUGGAGAAAACCCCGACGUGUUCAACCUCUCUCCUGUGGAAAAGAACCAGCUGACAAUCGACUUCAUCGACAUUGUCAAAGACCCUGUGCCCCACAACGAGUAUAAGACAGAAGAGGACCCCAAGCUGUUCCAGUCAACCAAGACCCAGCGGGGGCCCCUGUCCGAGAACUGGAUCGAGGAGUACAAGAAGCAGGUCUUCCCCAUCAUGUGCGCAUACAAGCUCUGCAAGGUGGAGUUCCGCUACUGGGGCAUGCAGUCCAAGAUCGAGAGGUUCAUCCACGACACCGGACUACGGAGGGUGAUGGUGCGGGCUCACCGGCAGGCCUGGUGCUGGCAGGACGAGUGGUAUGGGCUGAGCAUGGAGAACAUCCGGGAGCUGGAGAAGGAGGCACAGCUCAUGCUUUCCCGUAAGAUGGCCCAGUUCAAUGAGGAUGGUGAGGAGGCCACUGAGCUCGUCAAGCACGAAGCCGUCUCGGACCAGACCUCUGGGGAGCCCCCGGAGCCCAGCAGCAGCAAUGGGGAGCCCCUAGUGGGGCGCGGCCUCAAGAAACAGUGGUCCACAUCCUCCAAGUCGUCUCGGUCGUCCAAGCGGGGAGCGAGUCCUUCCCGCCACAGCAUCUCAGAGUGGAGGAUGCAGAGUAUUGCCAGGGACUCGGAUGAGAGCUCAGAUGAUGAGUUCUUCGAUGCGCACGAGGACCUGUCCGACACAGAGGAAAUGUUCCCCAAGGACAUCACCAAGUGGAGCUCCAAUGACCUCAUGGACAAGAUCGAGAGCCCAGAGCCGGAAGACACACAAGAUGGUCUGUACCGCCAGGGUGCCCCUGAGUUCAGGGUGGCCUCCAGUGUGGAGCAGCUGAACAUCAUAGAGGACGAGGUUAGCCAGCCGCUGGCUGCACCGCCCUCCAAGAUCCACGUGCUGCUACUGGUGCUGCACGGAGGCACCAUCCUGGACACAGGCGCCGGGGACCCCAGCUCCAAGAAGGGCGAUGCUAACACCAUCGCCAACGUGUUCGACACCGUCAUGCGCGUGCACUACCCCAGCGCCCUGGGCCGCCUUGCCAUCCGCCUGGUGCCCUGCCCGCCCGUCUGCUCUGACGCCUUUGCCCUGGUCUCCAACCUCAGCCCCUACAGCCAUGACGAAGGCUGUCUGUCCAGCAGUCAGGACCACAUUCCCCUGGCUGCCCUCCCCCUGCUGGCCACCUCCUCCCCCCAGUACCAGGAGGCAGUUGCCACAGUGAUUCAGCGAGCCAACCUUGCCUAUGGGGACUUCAUCAAGUCCCAGGAGGGCAUGACCUUCAAUGGGCAGGUCUGCCUGAUUGGGGACUGCGUCGGGGGCAUCCUGGCAUUUGAUGCCCUGUGCUACAGUAACCAGCCGGUGUCUGAGAGUCAGAGCAGCAGCCGCCGGGGCAGCGUGGUCAGCAUGCAGGACAAUGACCUGCUGUCCCCGGGCAUCCUGAUGAAUGCAGCACACUGCUGCGGUGGUGGCGGUGGCGGCGGUGGCGGUGGUGGCAGCAGUGGUGGUGGUGGCAGUAGUGGUGGCUCCAGCCUGGAGAGCAGUCGGCACCUGAGCCGAAGCAACGUCGACAUCCCCCGCAGCAACGGCACUGAGGACCCCAAAAGGCAACUGCCCCGCAAGAGGAGCGACUCAUCCACCUACGAGCUGGAUACCAUCCAGCAGCACCAGGCCUUCCUGUCCAGCCUCCAUGCCAGCGUGCUGAGGACUGAGCCCUGCUCACGCCAUUCCAGCAGCUCCACCAUGCUGGAUGGCACAGGUGCCCUGGGCAGGUUUGACUUUGAGAUCACCGACCUCUUCCUCUUCGGGUGCCCGCUGGGGCUGGUCCUGGCCUUGAGGAAGACUGUCAUCCCAGCCCUGGAUGUUUUCCAGCUGCGGCCGGCCUGCCAGCAAGUCUACAACCUCUUCCACCCCGCGGACCCGUCAGCUUCACGCCUGGAGCCGCUGCUGGAACGGCGCUUUCACGCCCUGCCGCCUUUCAGCGUCCCCCGCUACCAACGCUACCCGCUGGGGGAUGGCUGCUCCACGCUGCUGGUCGAGACCGUGCAGAGAAACCCUGAGCUGGUCCUGGAGGGCGGCCCCCUGGCCCCUCUCCCCCACGGGGACGGCUUCCUGGAAACCAGUAUGCCUGUUCCCGCGCCCACCUGGCAAGACGGGCCCCGCCCGGGCUGUGCCGAGUGUGUGUACCCUCCCCUGCUCGUGGUGACGUCUGCUUCGUUGGUUGACCUGGUCCUCAGGGACACCCCCCAAUCCAUGCCCUCCUUGGCCACUCACAGUUCGUGGGACCUGGGUGCGGAUGUGCUCCAGACCCACAAUGCAGCCUUCCAAGAGCAUGGCGCCCCCUCCUCGCCGGGCACUGCCCCUGCCAGUCGUGGCUUCCGCCGAGCCAGUGAGAUCAGCAUCGCCAGCCAGGUGUCAGGCAUGGCUGAGAGCUACACGGCAUCCAGCAUCGCCCAGAAGGCCCCCGAUGCGCUCAGCCAUACCCCCAGCGUCAGGCGUCUGUCCCUGCUCGCCCUGCCCGCCCCCAGCCCCACCACCCCUGGCCCCCACCCUCCAGCCAGGAAGGCAAGCCCUGGCCUGGAGAGGGCCCCUGGCCUCCCUGAGCUGGACAUUGGAGAAGUCGCUGCAAAGUGGUGGGGCCAGAAGCGGAUCGACUACGCCCUGUACUGCCCUGACGCCCUCACGGCCUUCCCCACGGUGGCUCUGCCUCACCUCUUCCACGCCAGCUACUGGGAGUCAACAGACGUGGUCUCCUUUCUGCUGAGACAGGUCAUGAGGCAUGACAACUCCAGCAUCUUGGAGCUGGAUGGCAAGGAAGUGUCGGUGUUCACCCCCUCAAAGCCAAGGGAGAAGUGGCAGCGCAAGCGGACCCACGUGAAGCUGCGGAACGUGACGGCCAACCACCGGAUCAAUGAUGCCCUUGCCAAUGAGGACGGCCCCCAGGUUCUGACGGGCAGGUUCAUGUAUGGGCCCCUGGACAUGGUCACCCUGACUGGGGAGAAGGUGGAUGUGCACAUCAUGACCCAGCCGCCCUCAGGCGAGUGGCUCUACCUGGAUACGCUGGUGACCAACAACAGUGGGCGUGUCUCCUACACCAUCCCUGAGUCGCACCGCCUGGGCGUGGGUGUCUACCCUAUCAAGAUGGUGGUCAGGGGAGACCACACGUUUGCCGACAGCUACAUCACCGUGCUGCCCAAGGGCACAGAGUUCGUGGUCUUCAGCAUCGACGGUUCCUUUGCCGCUAGCGUGUCCAUCAUGGGCAGCGACCCCAAGGUGCGGGCCGGGGCCGUGGACGUGGUGCGGCACUGGCAGGACCUGGGCUACCUCAUCAUCUACGUGACGGGCCGGCCCGACAUGCAGAAGCAGCGGGUGGUGGCGUGGCUGGCCCAGCACAACUUCCCCCAUGGCGUGGUGUCCUUCUGUGACGGCCUGGUGCAUGACCCGCUGCGGCACAAGGCCAACUUCCUGAAGCUGCUCAUCUCCGAGCUGCACCUGCGCGUGCACGCGGCCUAUGGCUCCACCAAGGACGUGGCGGUGUACAGCGCCAUUAGCCUGUCCCCCAUGCAGAUCUACAUCGUGGGCCGGCCCACCAAGAAGCUGCAGCAGCAGUGCCAGUUCAUCACGGAUGGCUACGCGGCCCACCUGGCGCAGCUGAAGUACAGCCACCGGGCGCGGCCCGCUCGCAACACGGCCACCCGCAUGGCGCUGCGCAAGGGCAGCUUCGGCCUGCCCGGCCAGGGCGACUUUCUGCGCUCCCGGAACCACCUGCUUCGCACCAUCUCGGCCCAGCCCAGCGGGCCCAGCCACCGGCACGAGCGGACACAGAGCCAGGCGGAUGGCGAGCAGCGGGGCCAGCGCAGCAUGAGUGUGGCGGCCGGCUGCUGGGGCCGCGCCAUGACUGGCCGCCUGGAGCCGGGGGCAGCCGCGGGCCCCAAGUAGGGCACCGUGAGUGCAGCGCGGGGUCUCCAUGGUGCUAGGCCAGGGUGGCCAGCCCCGCCAGGAGGCCUGGCCUGGGCACACGCACUGACGUGGGCCUGGGAGAUUGUCCCAGGGCCUUGUGGAGGACACGGGCCGCACCACACAGUGCUCCCUGCCCUGCCUCACGUCCUCGGGCCUGACGGGUCCGGCUUGUCAUGGAAGCUGGCAGGGACCACCAGCCCCAGGAUGGCAGAGGGACCAGAACCUCCCACUCAGACUGGCCCGGGAGGUUCUCCCAGACAUUUUGCCCUGUGUGGAUCUCCAAGUGUCCUGGUGCCAGGUGUGGGCCCAGGCGCAGCCUGCCACCUCCCCAUCCACUGGCCACCCUCACUCCCAGGUCCCCUCCCAUUUGGUAGCAGCUCCAACAGGGGUCCAGCCUGCAUCUUGUUAACUCGAGUUUCUCAACUGUUCAACCUCACUGGUUUUGCACUGAUUUUUGAGAGCGGAGACCCAUUACCACCUCCUAUGGCUACAGCCCCGUUGACAUGCAUGAAACUCAGUACCUGCUGACCCAGGACCUACAACCACACUGAAGGCUCCAGUGCGGCAGAGCCUCGUGCAAGCAGGAGAGAAAGGCUGUAUCUUAAUUUCUGCACCCCGGACCCUGCCCACCUGUCUGCCUGCCCCGCCUGGAGCCCAGGCCAGUGUUGUUUCCAGCCUCAGGCCACGGGCUGGACGGGCCUGGCCGCCUCUUCCGCUCCCUGCCAUCAGUCAAGGCCGCCCGCCCACGUUUCUACGCCUUUCUACUUCUCAAUCUGAUUUCUAUGAGGUUUUUUUAAACGAGCAAUCCUUGGCUGCUUCCUUUUCUUAACUCUUUCAGUACUGAGAGCAGCCCCUCCACACUGAAAACACCCAGCACUGUGACGGAGUCCAGCCUGGUUCUGGGUCCCGUGGGCCCUGCUCCUGCCCACUUAGCGAGGCAUGGGCUCCUUGCCUCACCUGGCCCCGGCAAUCCCACUGAAUUUCUACUCUGGGGUGGGUGGGGCACACACUUCGGUUUUUUUAAUGCCAAUUCCGUUUUCAUGCCGAAUCUAAGAAGCCACAACUUGCUUUGUCAGCUUCAGGGCAGGCAGCCAUGACUUCAUUUCUCGCCUGAACAAGGACCAUGCUGUCCUGCACGCUGGGUCUGACCGUCUGCCCUCUCUCCCCAGCACCAAGCGUGACCUUGGCUGUGGCGCUCAACGGCCAGCUCCGGCGGCCCCUCUGCUGCUCCUCGGCUUUCCCGGAAGUGGGAGAGCCUGCCUGGCCUCGGCCUUUGUCCAGCGACCAGGCUCUGUCCCCGAGAAGCUACGGCCGACCUGGGUCUGGUGUUGGGACGCAUGGACCGGGCUGGGGAGGUGCACAGAGUGAUGUUAACUUUUUCCCGUGUGUAGAUAUGUACAGCCAAAGGGUCGUGUAAAUGUUCUGCAAAAGUGGGUCUAUACAGAGUGAAAGCUAUUUAUUUUGUGCAGAGAAAAAAGUCUGGAGGGAUGGAACCUUCAGGGUUUAUUCAUAUUUAAGAUGUAGCUUUUUGUUGUUUCAGGCAUUAUGUAUAAAGCAACGAUUAUUUUAUGGACCAAGUUUUCAUGUAACUGUUGCAGUGAAAGUGCAAUAUCUGACCCCCCUGCUCCCAGCAGGAAGUUGCUUGGCCCGACAAUCACAGCCCCUGUCAGGGGCCCUGUGGCCAGUGCCUCCUCCUCUCUUGGCCCCACCUUAUCCUGUCUUGCCUGCUGCCUGGGAGACCAGCCAUCCAGAGAAGCACCUGGAAGAGUCUCGGGCCCUCCUGCAAUAAAGGCCGGGAGGCCCUGUGGGCAGUGGGCUCAGCCUCUCCCCAGGGGGGCAGCUCCCCCACGGCUCCUCACUCCCCGCCUGCCUGCCCAGCCGCCAGCCAUGCCAAGGACAACAGCAAUAGUCCCCUGGGGCUCUCCCAGCGGCCCUCAGCCAUAGAUGGCAAGGUGGGCAGCCUGCCCCCCCAUGGGAAGUCUCUUCUGUAUCCAGGUCUGCUUUCCACCUCCCUUCAGAUUCCUUUUGGCACAUUCUCCUCUUGAGGAAGUACCAGUCUUUCUGAAACUAAGAGAGGGAGGGCAGCGUCCUUUAAAAAUACCAAAAAUGUUUACAGAGUUGGGUGCUGAGCUGCAGGGCUCAGGCCUGACCAGUCAUAACCAAAGGGUGAGGCAGGCCUUGCUGACUGCCACCCCCCAGGCCUGUUAGAAUAGAAGCCUUAGUCCCACUCCCACCACACCCCCACGCCCCACCACCUGCCUUCUCUUUGAUUUCUAAAGAGGGAUUCAGCAGAGACCCCCCACCCCUCCCUGGCUCGGUCUGAGUCCCACUGCCCACCCCAUCACAGCCUUCACGUCUCAGCCCCUCCCGUCUGGUCUGUCCGUGUGCCGUCUGUUUCUCUGGGCCAUGUGUGAGCAGUGUCCCCAUCUCCCCAUCCGUCCCUGCUGUCCCCGCAUCAUUGGGCCUGAGUGUGCUCUGUAUACAACGUCAUGUCUGUUACACCAAUUAAAGAAGCGGGAAGGCUUC